Molecule: messenger RNA, 11534 nt
Organism: Xyrichtys novacula (pearly razorfish)
Lineage: Eukaryota; Metazoa; Chordata; Actinopteri; Labriformes; Labridae
Source: the annotation of a GenBank genome assembly
GAUUGCCUUGUGACAGUUGAUACUCGACAGUUGGCGGCAGUAAACGACGUCCAAACAGAAGAUUUGAUUACUUAUUUUAAACUCUAAGCCGAAGAGAUGGGUUAAAAUAAUAAACCAUUUUAAUGUAAAGAUUUGCUGAACGACGUGUUGCCAUUCCGCUCUUCACUUUCGUUUCCUGUCGUCUGUUUACUUUGCACGCAUGGUGAGUGUGACUCCAACCCUCUCUGUAGGUAGUUACAUGUUGCUGGUGUCUAACCUCUGUGUGUAACCGAGGGGAACUUUGUGUGUCAUUGACAAACCUUAUAGUCCACAAACUGAUGUUUAGGACCAACUGCUCCCGUCCACUUUGCCCUACAGAGAGCGGGUGGAUUAGGUGAUUUAAACAGGCUUUACUUCUGUGUAGUCACUCAUCUGUUGAGGAUAAAAUUAGACUCCUACAGAGAUCUGGUGUCACCGUGGAUCUUCUGAGCCCCUGUAGAAGAAGCCUUGAAGACAACUGUCAGGGCUUUAGUGUGCUUUUCAAAACCAUUUACCGUGAAUGUUUGCGAGAGUAAGAGAAAUCACACCGACCAACCAUAACAUUAUGAACAACUUCUAGGCAAACUGAAGCAAACCAUCACAACAGCUUGCACUGUAUUUUUAAGAAGCUGCUACACUGUCAGUUGUUGUUUAUCAACUGAAGUUUUAUUUAACAAAUGAAGCCUCACUGGUAUUUAAAAAUCUCUUUCGCAAGAGUGUCCUGGCCAAGAUUAGCAGCAACACAUUUCAACACAGUCAUAGACAUCCAAAACACAUGUCAGUAUUUCCCUCGGUCAAAUUUGGUUUCAAUUGUUUUUUUCUUACAUGGUGUGGCACAUGGUGAUUCUUCUGUAAGUAAAAGCUCCUGUCAGGAGUUUUUUUGACUUAGAUGAUAGAUGGAAAUUCACAUCAAUGCUUUUUUAUUCCAUACUAAAGCAAAAUUGAUAUUGAGGGACUAGAUUGACUAUUUUUAUGUUGUUCUUGGUGUCUGAAAUGGAUGAAAGAGGCCAGGUGUCAGACAGGCAGCUGAGGAACAGCUCAAUUUUUGCAAUUUUUUAUCAUAUAGAAUUUUCAUAAUAAAUGAUACAGUUAAAGGGAUAUUCCGGCGUAAAAUUAAUUUAGGGUCAAACACAUCGUAACAGCAAGUUAGACGCCCCCUCGAGAGAUGAAUGUUGCUGACUGCUUGCUUCUCUACCCAACUGUAGUAAUGACGGCAUGAUAGCAAUGCACAGCAAUCUGAGGAGCCAUAAACCAACAUCAACCAAAAAGCCACUCUACAAAUAAUGCUCAGAACAGCACCUAACUCCAUCAACAGUACAUAUAGGGUCCUAGCCAUAGCACUAGCCACCAAACAUCUUUUUAACUUCUAAUUUCUUUAGCAAAGAGAAUAAACACAACUCACCUACUCUCUUCCAACAGCUGCUUGUUUGUAGCGAGACCUCGGGCCAGUCCGUUAUGGAUGCUGUGGGGUGACGCAGCUCAAGGAAGAACAUUUAUGAUCAUUUCUUUGUCAUUUCCUUGAAAUGAUUUUCACCAUAUUAAUCAUUUUGCACUGCAGACGUGGUUGAUCUUCUGCCUUAGCUUCUCAGUCCAUAUACUGUAUAUACUAUGGACAACUUGGUUCCGCCUCACGCCUGUAUACGGAUUGAAGCCAAAAAGCUCUCUGUAUUUCCAGGAUUUUUCUUUAUUUCCUGAAACCCGCGCUGUGCAGUAGCGUUGUGUGCGUUCGAUGGGAGAGUCGCUGUGAUGAUGCUCAGCUCACACAGCGCAUCACCCGGGUGAGCUACAAUCCCUGAACGCCAAUAGGCUGUAUCAGGUGUCAAUCAUAGAAAACAUGAACCCUCUAAUAACUUUUAAAAAUGGAGCUGUACAGAAAAAAAGAGGACUUGAGCACAAACCAGUCUUACAAUAACUUCAUGUCAACACCGCAAGCAGGGGGGAGAAAAAUGUAUGUUCUGUGUAAUAAAUUUCUAAAGUUUGCCCACAGCUCCAUAGGCUGGGCUGGACAAGAUAAUUAGAGACUGAUUUGUCCACAGGGGGCACUAAAACUAGGACCUAUCUCACAGGAGCUUUAACUGUGGAAGUUGUAUUGGGUGUUGGUGGUGUACAUUAAAAUGACAGGUGUUGUUGGUAUUUUCUCCUCUGAUUUUUGUCAAGGAAGUAGACAAAAUAUAAAGAACUCCUUCAAUUUAACACACUCCAGUACAGACUGUGUCUUUAAUAAUGGAUAAAGAAUAUUGCAAUUACCUGUCUGAUCAGGCCAACAAAAACAGAAAAUUCAGUAGCUUCCUUGACGUAGAAUUUGAGGUGAAGCGGUUGUACUGGAUUGCAUUAGUUUUCCCAGCUGUUUAUAAUAAUAUUAUCAGCAUCUAACUCAAUUUUAUAGAUUUAAAUUAAAUAAGAACUUGAAACCACACCAUUGAUCUAAUAACUACUGUAAUUUCAAGGUUUGCGUCACCCAAGUUGAUUUUGGACAUUUUUUUCCUAAAACAAUCAGGAGCCUACCCUUUUCAUAUGAACUACUACGCUGUAGUGGGAAUGCUCCCCUGAUUACCUGUAAAUGUCUUGCAGGAUACUACGGAGGGUCCCCGGGCCCUGUGUGACCUCUGUUUAGCUCAAGUGUGCAGCAGUCUGGACACUCUGUGCAGCAGGCGAGCAGAUGGCUCCAUGUUUCUCAGCUGGGCUCCACUUUUCCCACAGGAGAUGGCUGACCAGUUACUGCAAAAGUUGGCUACUCUAGGUAGGUAAGGGGAAAGAGAAGACUCCAGGGGGCCAACAACUAAGGACAACUAACUGCAGCUUCUAACUGACAAAUUACAAAUGUGACCUUUGGUGGUUUUACUAUUCUGCUCACCCAGGAUACUCAAGCCACUCUGACCAUAUGAUAACUUACACAACUCCAAUUAAAAUUUGAGAAAUGUUGAUAAAAACAGACUAGUUUCUGUAAUUUUAAUAGGGAAGUGUCCCAUUCUUGUCUAAUUUAAGAUUCCAACUGCUUCCAACAGUUCAAGGUCUCCUUCGUCAUAUUUCGUGUGUUGAUGUGACUAAGAUUUUCAAUGUGUGACAAGUCCAGACUGCAGGCUAGCUUGCUUAGCGCUAUUACGUAGCCGUGCUGUUGUAAUACGGACAGAGUAUGUAAGAUUAUCUGGAUGGCAGUGUUUGUCACACCAAAGCAUGUCCAAUAAGCUGUGCUGACAAUAAGCUGUGUUUUCCCUCUCUUCUUAGAUUGGAGGACACAGUGUCUAUACUUUCCUGAAAGACUGUCAAAUUCUGAUUUGUCAAAUCACACAUUAGUUUCACUUUCAUCUUAAAUGGGCGUAAGCUCAGAGAAGUCACCAGCAUUUCUGAAUCAUGUUUUCAAAGGGUUUCUUCAGCCUGUUAUUGUAAAUGGACUGAUGAACUAUAUUACAGAUGGAAGUUAUUUAGAGCCCUUACAGUUAUUUCCACUGUAGAGUUAUGUCUUUUUAAUGCACUGCCUGCACUGCCUGAAGAUCAUGGCUCCCCAGCUCCUCCAGCUCCUUAGCAUAUGGAAAUGUGUUGCUGUUGUCAAAUUUAAGAAAAUAAUAGUAAUAAUGAUAACUUUAUUUGAUUAGUACUUUUAAAAACAGAAGUUUACAAAGUGCUUUGACAUAUAGUCAUAAAGCACAUAGAAAAAGACAGAUAAAAACAGAAAGCUCAGUUAAAAUGGAAUUGAAGGCCAUUUUCAUGUCAUAAAGAACCCAGACAAUACAAGAACCAUGUAACAUAAAAUGAGACCAAAAUGAGGACCAAAAUCAAAACUUAAAUAGUUAAGAAAAAAGAAAAUGCAAUUAAAAGGGGGGUCGAAAGCGGGAACAGGAUAGGAAAUAUAAAAGGCAAUAUCAACAAUGAUAAUAAAAUAAUAAGAGGUAAUACUGAUAAUAAUAAUAGCAAUGAUAAAAUAGAGCAACAGAAAUGAGCAAGAGAUAAAACAAUAAAAGGCCUAAAAGGUUAAUUAAGAAAAGAGUGCAAGUAUAACAAAAGCUAAAAAGACAGUAAAGCUGAAAUAAGAUACAGGUAAAAGAGAUAAGAUGAGGAUAUAUUAUUCAAAAAAGAAUAUCAUUUUUUAAUUUUAUCUCUUGAUAUGUUGUCUUUGCACUAUUUUCAAUUAAAUGCAGGAUCUGAGUAAACAACAAACCAUCAAAAUGUAUAAUGAUCAACAUUUACACAGUGUCCUGACCUUUUUGGAGCAGGUGUUACAUAAAAAUAAAUCAGUUUGCACAGCCUAUUUGAUUCAGUCUCUAAAUUUGCCAUCCUUACUUUCAGUGCCAUUUUUUAUUAAGAAGACUAAUAAAAUCUGACUGUUCAAUUCCUACCCAGCACUUUGAAUUUGUUGUGUAAGAUGACAUAGCAUUUCAUGCAACCAGGGAGAGACAAUGGAGUAUUUCAAGUAUGGAGCAUUUAGAAGAUGCUUAGAGUUUUCCAUGGUCUGUCCUGUAGUUCUUUUUUUUUAUGGAAAGAAAUGCUUAAAAAUAACAUUUUCCCCCUGACUAUUAUUGCAUUAGUCCUGAUUAUUGGACUUCCAUUUAACCAAAACUCUGGAUUCUACCCUUGAAUAACCCUUUCAUCAUAUGACAUAAUAGUCCACUGUGUUUUUUGCCAGGAGGAGAUGGUGGGAAAAGUCUUUACCACAAGCAUAAAAAUUGGCAAAAGUGAUGCUUCUUUUUCCUAAAACAUCCCUCUGUUUGCUUUUUUUUCUACAAGGGAUACUGAAUGACACAACUGUUGGCAUUUUCCGAAACUGCAAAGAGCUCCGCCUGCGCAGAGCCACCAUCCGUUCCUGCCCAGUGAGUGCAAAAGCUUUCCGCCUGGCCCUCUGCCCUCACCGGCUCCAGGAACUAGAUGCCUCCUGGGUCUCUGGAGGCCUCACUGGAGCUAGCAUCAUCUCAAGCCUGGCCUCAAACCCAGAGUGUAGAUCCAGCCUGCAGAGACUGUCCCUUAAUGGGCUACCUCUGGACUUGGAGUCUCUGGAGGAGGAUCAUGGAGGUUUCAGUUGCCUGCAUGGUUUAAGGACGCUAAAUGUUGCAAACACAGACCUGACAGAUGCCAUCUUUGAGGACAUCUGUUCUCUCCCUCAGCUUGAGAAACUGGACAUCUCCUGUUGUGCUGUAACAAAACUCACCGCUCUCCUAAGUUGUAAGAACACCCUGAAAUCUUUGAUUGUACACCAGCUGCGGCAGCUGGACAUGUCGCCUGCCAGGUUACUGUCUGUCCUCAGCCAGCUUCACGCUCUCAGGCAUCUGGACUUUUCAGAUGAUCAUUUUACCGUGGAUGACAGUGAUGGGAAGGACGGGGAUGAAACAGUGCGGCAGCUUCUGGAGGGGAGUCCCCAAGUUCUUCCUUCUCUUGUCUCUCUGGAUAUCUCAGGACGAAAGAGAGUCAUGGAAACAGCAGUCAGAGCAUUUGUGGAGGCCAGGGGUGGGUUGGUCUUCCUGGGCCUGUUAGCCACUGGGGCGAGCUCCUGUGAUGUCCUAUCUACUCAGAAAAACUUGAAAGUAAGUUUUCUCUGCAAGCAUUGGUUUGAAGUUUAUGUCAUGUCACAGCAUCUGAUAAUGUUCUAUGUGGACACAGCUUGACUCUGGCAUACGUUUCCCAUUUGCCUUUCACUUGAGGCUCUGUUUGUGUAUGCACUAAACAUGCACACUGCAUUUCCUGUCUCUCUGAGUGCUGAUACUCUGUGUGUGUUCAGGUAACCGGAAAAGCUAAUGAGAACCAGGUGUGCGAGGCCCUCAGACGUUACAGAGACCGCGAGUGUUUCAUACGAGAGGGCCUCAUCCGUCUUUACAAUCUAAUCACUGACAUCGACAAACCACGACCAGAUAUGCUGAAGGUAAUAUGUUCAGUGAUGUAUUUAAACAUCCCAUUUAAUUUCCUAUAGAACUCUUUAUUUUUGUGAUCCUCAUCGCUCACUUCUGUUGUUAUUUGAAAAUGAUGGUUCAUAAUUUAAUAAUUAAAUGUUUUUUGUUGUUUUCUGUCCACAAUUAUGUUUCUUUCCUCUCAGGACAUUUUUAGCGUUGUUGCUAAUUGAUUUUCAAGCUCAUCCUAUUUAAAGGCAUGGUCCCUUUUAGUAACAAGGUGCAUGGUUUUAAGAGAGAUAAGGUAUUCCUUUAAUAGUCCCAUGGGAGGGGGUUCAAAAUUACAGGAGCAUAAGUACAGAUACAAAAAGUGAAAUUAAAGGAUAAAGAAAUUUAAAGGAUAAACAAACCAAAUAGAAAAAAGAGGAAGAAACUCCUUCGAGUUCACAGAGCUGCUUUAAUGGGCUGCUGCUUGUCCAACACCAGAAGUCCUAUUUACUACAAAUAAAGGCAGAUUUCAAUUAAAAACCUGUAUAUACUAUUAAUCUAUUAGGUUGUUCCUGUUAUAUAGUGGAUAAUGUUGUAACUGUUGUACUUUCAGCAUUACAUGUUGCAUUUAUGGCACAGAGAAAAUACUGUAUGGAGGCCUGACAGCUGCCACACUGUCUAAGUUUGCUCAAAGAAAGCAGCAGGAAAACACUCAUCCAACCAUUUUAAAGAGAAUGAGAGGAAACAUAAAUGAACUUAAAGAUAUAUCUGAGAAAGAUGACUAAAAGGCAGAGUAGGAGGAAUAUUCAGCUGGAGUGUAUAUGCGCAUGUGAAUCCGUAGAGUUGAUGUCAUCAAUUUACAGAUACAGCUGAAGUUGCAGUGAUGUUACAGUCUCCCACAAGUUGAUCAGGAAGAAGGCUGAAAAAAGGUUUGCCUUGUUGAGUUACUGCUUGUGCUGGCUUUGAAGAUAGAAAUCAAGACUAAAACAACAACAACAUCCGACCCACUCCCCCGCUGGGAUGAAGUUUUAUUCAAAAAAUAAUUAAAAGCCUUUUCUCUGUUGAUGUUUGUCCUAAUCAAAGGCAGAGUGAGUUUAAAGACUGAGAUCACUUUUGUUGGCAUUACCUCCACCAGGACUGUUUUGUUUUUUUUCCGCUCAGUUCAAGUUAAAUUUCCUGACAAAAUUAUUGCAGUGUUCAGUGAUGAUAGGGAAAAGAACAAAAAGAGUCAGUUUCUUUUUAACCUCAUCUGUAGGUGAAUAGUAAAGUGCUAAUUAAAAGCUGAGUAUAGGUGGGAGGGUAACACAGUCACAACACCUGCUAGACAGUUCCAUUACUGUCGGAUGAUUGCUGCAGAGAGAGAGAAGAGCAGACAUUAUCCCUCCUCUGCAUACUGCCUUUUUGUAGGCUAUUAACAAUUUGACAACCUAUAAUCAACAAUCACAAACAUGGAGCGUUUAUUGUACAUAUUUUAUAACUGAAACAUGUGGUUUUGUGUAGUUAGUGCUGAGUGGGAUGCAGAGCCACCCAACCUCCCUGCACGUCCACCUGGUGGCGACAGCGUGCGUGUUCAACCUGACCACUCAGGACCUGGCUGAGGCCAUGCCGGUCAGUCUGCUCAGCUGCACUAUCACCCAGCUGCUGUAUGCCAUGAAGACCUUCCCCAAUAACCACCAGGUGCACUCAGUAGACCUGAUAGCAUAUAGAUUCACAUCUGUAAAUUAGGGCUCUGAACAGUUCCUUAGCUGCUGUUUUUCUCUGUUCCAACAUUAACUGCAUUUAUUCAGAACCCAUUCCUUCAUACUUACACAAUAUUUUCUGUUACUUAAAACACCUCAUAAUGGUCUAUUAUAUUUCCUUAUGCUCAUGGUUCUUUAAAUCAAACUGUUUCCAUUUCUUUAGGUGCAAAAGAACUGUCUGCUGGCGCUCUGCAGCGAAUAUAUCCUUCAGGAUGUCCCUUUUGACAAGUAAGUUACCGUUCUUCAGGUAUAAUACGAUGCGUCAGCCAACAGUGGAACAGGAGCCAAGAUAAUCAGAGCACUUAUGGAGUGGCAUUGUAAUGUUUUUCCAACAAUUUGGGAUCCAGUAGGAAUAUAUUUUCCUUGAAUUGUACGUGCCAAAAGAAAUAGUUCCUCCUGUUAUAAAAUUGCCUUACUGAAUUUUGAUUUUUUUCAAGGCUAGUCAAGUUUAUUUUUGUAAUACCGUGCUCCUCACAUCUGUGCUGUGAUCAUGGUUCAGGUAUUUAGCAGCCACACUGGUGAUUAUCUGGCUGAGCAGCCACGAGGACCCGACCCUCCAGAGGAUGGCUGUGGCUGUCAUCUCCAUUCUGGUGUCCAAGGUCAAGACUCCACUCACUUACUGUGCAUUAGUGUGCUGCAGGGAAAAUAGCAUGGCACCUGUUUGCCCAACCUGCUAAGAGCUUUCCUGCCUCUGUCCCCUCCUUUGCUUCUACAACACUAGUCUUAGCAGCCAGUCAUGCAGUCCAGUUAAGAGGGGCGAUAAAAUUUAGUUUGACAUUUAGGGAAAUAGAACUCAAAGAAACACUGUUUUUGUUUGUGUUGCAGUUGUCCACAAAGGAGACCGCUCAGCUUGCUAAGGACGUCUUUUUUAUGAAGGUAUUUUUUUUCACAUUUUGAGUGAGUUUAAUUCCAAACCUACACAACAUCCCUGGAUUAGCACUAGAUAUGCAUGGGUGUAUUUCUAGUUCUCUCUUUGUCUUCCUCCCCUGCUCUAUUUUCCACUGCCUCCCCACUCGGUAUUCUCGUGUACUCUGUCAUUGUCACCUCAUUUCUCUCACACUCGUCCUUCUCGGUUUACUCAAUCACGUUGCUAUUGCACUCUCUUUGUGAGUGUAAUCAGGCCUCUCUGUCCGCCUCAGCUCUUUCCAUUCAUCGUAUGUCUGGUUUCACUUAUUAAUAUGUAAACAUUUUCAUCCAACAGUUAAAUUCCCCACCGCCAAGGGAUGUUUCCAAUGUUUCCUUUUGGUUCUUUAUUUGCAUUUUCUUCUCUCCAUCAUUCCCCACUCUCUGAUUCGUGUCUCACAGCAGCUGCUGGCGAUUGUACAGCAGAAAGCAAUGGUGGGAGUGGUGGACUCCACUCUGAAGUUCGCCCUGAGUGCUCUCUGGAACCUGACGGAUGAGAUGCCCACUGCUGCUCGCAAUUUCAUCGAGUGCCAGGGCCUGGAGCUGUACGAGGAGGUUCUGGAGGUAGAGGACCAAGAAAGCACACACUGAUAGAUACAUUAAAGAGAAAUGAACCCACAUGCAGGGUCAGAAAUAUUUCUCUUCUCUGUCUUCUUUUUUGUUGCAGUCCUACUACACAGAACCCUCAAUUCAGCAGAAAGUGCUCGGCCUCCUGGUGGGUUCAGUUUAUGUGUUUUAUAGUGGUUCAGCCUGCUCUUCUUUUUAGAGAUUGUUUACUCGAACCUAAGCUCAUUUUGUUUUUGCAGUCCAACCUCCAUUCAGGCUGUGACAUCAGCUCCUAAAUCUAUCCAGAGUUUUUGUCAAAUAUUUUCAUAUUCCUCUCAUGCUUUUCACAUUUUUUAACCAAUAGGAAUAGAAUUAAAAUCCGUCUGCAGGCAAUCUGAUGUAAGACAGUCCCAGUUUUCCCACUGACAGGAUCAUCUUUCUGCCAAGUUACAUUAUUUCUGUCAUCACUGCUGUCAUCUGUCUGGCUGUGCUGCAGAAUAACAUCGCAGAGGUGGAGGCGUUACAGUCUGACCUGAUGGAGGAAGAUUUGUUGGAGCACAUCCUCAGCCUCCUGCAGGACUCCCAGGUUGAGGUGGGGGUCAGGUACUUUGCAGGGGGGAUCCUAGCGCACCUCGCUUCCAGACCCGAGGCUUGGACCCUGGACGAAGAGCUUCGCAGCUCCAUACUGGAGCAGCUGGUGUGUGAGAGAGAGAGUGUGUGUGUCUGUGUGUGUGAAGAAAACUGCCUCAGAUUCACUUCAGCUGCAUUUCACAGACAGUUGAAGUCAAAUUUGGGUCUUUUCAAAGUGUCCUUGUUUCUUUGCAGCAUGCAUCCAUAAUGACAUGGACUCAUCUGGAGAGAGAGAUGGUUUCUUACAGGUGAGAGGGGAUGGAAACAUAGCAAAAAAAAGGUGUUAGAUGGAUAGCUGUUAUAUAAUGCAUUUGUUCACCCUGUCUGUUCAGUUUGAAAUCAAACUUUAAAUUGUUUCCAGUAAUACACAUCCUACAUUCUGUCUACACACUCUUACAUAACCCGAUUGCUGCUGAUUUAAAUAAUAUUAAAACACCAAAUCCUAAUGUAAAGCUGUGUGCACAUUUAUCACAAAAGCCCCCCAACAUUUCCCCGAGUGACGUUUAAGUUACGCUGUCAGGAUAGCGUCGUUGUGACAUGAGAUCAAGUGUCUGGAAGCUGAAGUACACACACUCCAGUUUUUUAAUCUAAGUGUGCUGUUCCCUUGUGCUGUAUUUUUCAGAUCAUUUCGUCCAUUUCUUGCAUUGCUGCAGACUUGUCAGCCUCCAGGAGUGCAGCUGUGGGCAGUCUGGGCCAUACAUCUGGUCUGCAGUCAAAACAGUGAGACUCACAAACACAGCACAGCAGAGAUACUGGGGGUUGAUUUGACUGUGGUGAACACAUAAGGGUCGGCAUAUUCAGAUCAGUUUGACAAACAGAGCCGUGCGUGUAUUCCAGUAUCAGUGUAUCUGCAAUGAUGAGUCAUCUAAUAAAUAUGUAGCUGAGAGACAGAAAAAACAGAACUAUUACAUUUGUAGAUCAUUUUGAAUCAUAUUAUUAUAUUUUCCAUUUCAAAUAUGAAGACUUUCUGCUAUUUUUCUAAAAACUGGCAUUUUAAGUUUAUAUUAUUAGUAAAAUUAAGAAUUAUUUGUCAUCCUUUUUCAUAUUAAUUUUUAUGCUAAACGUAUCUGACUGUUAUUAUACCUUGAGUCAUUUUGCUGUCCAUCAAAGUGUACACCCCUCGCAGUGGCUUUCGCUGGGGUAUUAAUAUGCAGGUGGAUCAUGGUAAGCCUCACCUCCUUAUCACUUCUUUUCUCUAUCCCCUAGCCUCACAUUACAGCAGCAUGCUGGAGCAAGAGGGCGUGACUGAACUUCUGAGGGCUUUAACUGCUCACCCUGACACACAUGGCGACAUUAAAGGACUUUCAAACAGCAUCCUACAAACGGUGGAGCAUAACGAGAGUCACCCGGGGUCCUCAAACAAGCGGACAGGGCCUAGAAACUCUUGAUAAAAGUGACUGAUUUGUUGUCUCUGAGUUAUGCCUAAAACAUGCAGAACUUAAGACUGCAGAAGCAGAAUUACAGACAUAGAAUGGCAAUCCUCUUUAAAUCUAAAUUUUGUAUUUUUUAUAUAGAUAGUAUAACCCCAUAAAAAUAUUUUUUGACACAGUUAGCUUUAAAUGCUAUGCUAAGUGGAAAAACUUUUGUUGUGGCUGCGUUUACAUUUUUUUGAGGUUGAGUUUCUGUUUAAUUUAAACCUUUUUAAUCCUUAUAGCGUUCCCUGUGAGUUGUGUUGUAAAUCAUAAAUACAAUGAAAACCUGACACUAGAGGGUGCUUUGGUACUGCACCUCCAGGGCUCUUUAACCCCAGUGAAUGUGAUGUGUACAGUAUUCACUCAUUUUGUGUGUAGAUUAAAGAUCAUACAUGAUAAGCAGCAAGAUACAAAAGCAGUCUGUAUCUGCUGUUUAUCCGUCUGUACCGGGGACUUCAUUAUAAAUCAGUCAUGCUCUAAAAUAA